Drechmeria coniospora is the source of this 5367-nucleotide messenger RNA. RefSeq lists its product as uncharacterized. The record is from RefSeq and is a predicted model, not a curated record. The transcript is spliced from 5 exons. Lineage: Eukaryota; Fungi; Ascomycota; Sordariomycetes; Hypocreales; Ophiocordycipitaceae. The coding region runs from base 1 to 5367 and encodes 1788 amino acids.
AUGGGCGUCGAUUCAAAAAGGGCACCACCUCUCCCCGCCCCGACCGAAACCGACACGGCGACGCCUACGGAACUCGCCACCGAUGUGUCCAUCUCCCAGCCGGGUGACGAAAAGUCAUCGUACUCGCUGCCGGAAGACGGCACGCCAGUGACCAUUCGCACUCGCGGCCACAAGACCAAUCACUCGCAGACCUCGCUCCUCAUCGAGUACUUUGAGGGAGGGAAAAAGGGUUCUAGGUCUGGCGACCGCAAGCCUAGCGUCCGCGUACGCUUGACACCUUCCAAGAAGAGCAAAGGCGACCGCAUUCAGGUAACGGAGACCAAGGGCACCCGCAAGGCGUCCCUGACACGCCGCAUACCUCUCGACGAGGCCAUCGCUUCCCGAGAAAUUGACCUGAGCGGCGACAACGCCGAAGAUGGCCACAGCAUGACGUCGUACGCUUCGGCAACCGAGGAGUCCAACGUGUCGAGAAACCCGAUUGAUAUCGAGAUCGAUCGGACCAGACGACGCCGCCGACCUGCGAGCCCCUUGAUCCCGACUCGCGACACCUAUCAGCCGGGCAACCCAUCCGAGAUUUCCGCCAUCCCGACCGACAGCUUCCUGGAUGGCUCUGGGCCUGCUGCCGACACGAGACGCCCUCCGAGCCCGUCUCGGUUUGCUCCAGGUCUGGCGGCGGCAGCCACGUCCGCGCUCGCGUCCGCUGCCAUGAGCGAGAUCAGCACCAACAAGAGUCGCGGCAAGGAGCGCGGCAAGGAGCGCGUCAAAAUUUCGGACAAGACCUCCUCGUCGAAAGACAAGUCAACAGACAAGCGGAGGGGCUCCAAAAGCAGAACAAGCAGCGUCAGUGAGCAUGCCGCCGACGAGGCGAGAUCGCCGCGACGUCGUUCGAACCGUGCCCACCAGGAAUCCACUGUCUCGGCCGCCGAAUCCAGCGUCCUCUCCUCCAAUCUAUCCCCGAGCCACCGCUCGCUCGAUAGCCGUUCCGUGCGCUCCGGCGCAUCCAAGUCCUCGAUAAAUAAUCCGAAGCUCCUGGAAACAGUGGAAGAUGCCAUUCGACGCCUCAUCUUGCCCGAGCUAAGCGCUCUCAAGCGGGAGCAGAGCAAGCGAGAGGGUCGUCGUGCUUCCCUCACCUCGACGGGAACAUCCGCCUCGAGGGAUGACGUCUCCGUGGACCGCAGGCGGUCUUCUGGCGCUCAGCGGGGUGAGCAAUCGCGAGAGGCGUCUCGCCAUACCGAGAAUCGAAACCGCGAGGCACGACAUGAAUAUGACGAAUCCUCCUCCCUCCACAGCCCCAGUCGCGACUCUCUCGAUGUCGAGUUCCGGACGCGUGAUGGCCAUGCCACCACCGCCAAGCACGGCCACAAUCUGCCCAAGGCUGCCAUGGCUGCCGCCGCUGGUGCGGCCGGUGCGGCCGUCGCCAAGGGCCUGUCCAGCGCCGCCAACGACAAGCCCGAAUCUUCCGAGAGGGGACAGCGCGAAAGGCGCCGGAGGAGAACAGAGUCCACGAAGAAUCGCAGCCUUGAAAGAGAUCGCUACGCGGACGAGUACGAUGAGGAGGACGACCUCGUGAUACCCGCGCCGCCGAUGCCGUUGAUGAGUGACGUGAACCCGUCGGACAUGACGAGGACCUCCAUUCUCUCCGCCGAAACUGAACGGCAUCAUUCGGCCAGCGAGGAGCUCGUCUCCGGACAUGAUGAGUACCGGGAACAGCACUCGCCCGUUGUAACCCCCACGAGGGCGAGAACUCCCACCGGGUAUCAACACACUCUGGGCAUGACGCACGCCAACGUCUCGCACGGAGACCUGACCGCGCUUCCGCGAGGAAAACGAGAAUUUGCGGAAGAGUAUGAAAGCGACGAAUUUGGUCGCAAGGUCCCGGUCGAGGAGGGCAGCAGGUAUGAACACGGUCAUGAUGUGCCUGGCACGGACGGGUACGUUGAUGACGACUACGAGGAUCGCUACUAUUGUCAUCAAGACGUCCCCCCUCCGCUCAAGUACGUGCCGUACCAGGCUGGAGUACGGGGACUCAGCCCCAUCCAGAGCGUCUCCGGUUACACAGAGGGAGGGAGCGAGGCGCCUCGGCCGCUCUCGAGAGACGUCUAUUCACCAAACGCCCUCUCCUCACCUGGAAAGUCUCCAUCGCAUGGCCGCCAUGCGAGGUCGGUGCGCUCUCAAGACUCGGUUCCCGCUGGCUAUCACACGAGAAAUUACGACCAUGAGCCUGCCGAAGAGGGCUACGUUGAACGCGCCGCUGCGGGACAGGCGGUGCGAGGACUAGGCGCCAAUCCCUACUUCGUCCAUCCGCCGACGGGGAUCGAAUCGGCCGUGGCCUCUCUUAUCGACGGCUCGAUGCUCGACCAGUCUGCCCGAGCGAGCGGUGUCGACUACGACGUCGGCGGUGCGCGGGACUCGACUUUGUCGUUCGAGGAACAGCAGUCCAAGGCGCAUAGCAGCAGAGACGAUAGCCCGGGGAAAAUGUCUGUUGAAGUUUGUCGGGAAAUGGCAGAAGAGAGGCAUGCGACUCCUGGAUCCAGGUCUCAAGAACAAUCGCAAGAUUAUUCUGAAUACGAGAUUGACGAGUACGGUCGAAAGAUGGCUCGCGCCAAAUGCCGACACUCCCCAACCGCCUCCGAGGCCGCCAUCACAGCCGGGGCUGUUGGCGCCGCCGCCGCCGCUUUGAAAGCUGCUCAAGGACGAAAGCAAGCAGCCGUCGAGGGCGGCGCAGACGAGGCAUGGCAGCCCGCUGGGGUGUCACGAAACAGGUCAUUCAAGGAGCGGACCGACAUGCAUGGCUGGGAACCUCGCAACACCCCCUCCCACAGCGUGGACAGGCUCGACUUCAACGAUCAACCAACGCUGGGGGCCAGCGGACUUCCGGACUUGACGAACCCGAUGCCGGAAGUCGGAUACGUCGCUGACGAUUUGCCCACCAACCCGUCGGCAUUGGAGGAGCCCGUCGACGAUUACUAUGAUGAGCCCGAUUGGUCCGGGCGAGCAACACCGACGCAGCGAGACAUUGGCGGAUACGACCAGGGGGUUCGUGGCCAGGUUGGAGGCGUCGGUGUCGGCGAAGCGGCCGCCCACAUGGCUGCGACUCGAAAUCUGGAUCAUGACGAAUGGGGUAGGACCUCGGAGGAACGCAAGCGGGACACGCUCAUCACCAAUCCAUACGAAGAUGCCAGCCCGAUUGUGAGCCCGGAUUUGAAUCACGAUCUUCUCGGCGCUCGCGGGAUAGAUGCUCCUUUCCAUACAGGCAGCCCCGGUUUUGGCCAAAAGUACGACGAGGGCUACAUUUCCAAUGGGCCUAACCGAACACCAGACGCUGAAGCGAUCGGCAAGGCCGCCGUGUAUGAUGGUGAGGGGGGUCUCGCUGGCGACGACGACCCGUUCUACACGACGCCAGGCCCCGUGCGCCGUCUGAGCGGGAUGUCCCAAGGUGUAGCCUCGCCGCUCUAUGACUCGGCCACAGGGGCAGGCAUUGAGCGGAUUGAGAACAAAGAUAUCGUGGCAUUGAUGCAGCAUCUCAUGGUCCGCGAUGCACAGAGAAGCGCCCGAGACACGGAGAUUGUUGCGUUGCUCAUGAACGCCGCCCUGGAGAUGCGCAACUCGUUCCGAGAGAUGAAGGAGUUCGUGCAAGAUACUGGCGACGAUGUCAUCUUCGCCAACGUUGAGAAUACGGAGAAGCUUCAAAAGUGCAUCAACGGACCACGGCCGUAUCCCGGAGCAGCAUCCCGCUCUCUGCAGAGCACUUCUCUGGCCGGCACGAUUGACGACGCGGCGAAGAAGAAAAACCUCUGGCGAAGAGCGCUGCAGGGCCUCAGUGCUAAGGGCACGAACGACCUGACGCGUAUCGAAGACAUGCUGAUGCAGCUGCUGGGCGAAGUGGACGUCCUCAAAACGCAGACGGCCCGUCCAAUGUCUGCCGGCCAGUCGUACGAUAACUUGCAGUCGGGUUCCCAAUUCGAGCGCGAAGGCAACUUAAACGCCGGGCAGUCGGGGCACCUAGCUGGCUCGCAGGCUCGGGGAUUGGUCCCGCCGUUUGCGGGCGAACGCAGAGUCUCCAGUCAUCGAAUCAGCACGGUCGAGGAAAAGGAAGAAGAAAAUGGCUACAAAGACACGAGCCCGUUGGCUGAGAGGACCAAGACAAACUUGCUGGCGCCCAGUCAAGCAGAUGGCGGCCGGCGGGGGAGCUCGGUGCCACCCGAAACGCCGCCCCAGCUGGGCGACGUGAUGGAACAGCAGCCUCUGAGCGCAGAGAACACACCGCGAACGGAAAAAGGCAAGAAGCACAAGUCGGGCAGCUCCUCCGGAUGGCUGCCCAAGAUCUCGCGCUGGUCGGAAACGACGACGUCGAGUGUCGGACGGAUUCUUCGCGGCAGCGGGAAGAAGCACGGCAACAGGUAUGACGACUUCCAGCCACCGUCUCGCUCCGGCUCCAGCCUGGCCUCAUACGAGGACCACUAUCGUCACGACGCGUACGACGACAAGCUUCACACGGGGUUCUCGGACCAAAACCUGACGCCCCAGGUCCAGGUCCAGGGUCAGUCGCGAGACGAGCAAAGCUCUCUCCCCGGCUCGUGCACGACGCCGGACGAGGCCAAGUACAAGGCUCACCGAAACUCGGUGAACUUGCACCAUCCCCAGCCGAGGCCGGGACAGACGGAACGGUUCCGAACGGCGCUCGAGACGUCUGCGCAGGAAUACAACGGCAACCCAAUGACGCCGCGGUCGACGGAAUGGGCCGGAUCGGCGACGAGCCUCCAUCGGCUGCCGGCAAACGGCAACAGGUUCGGCAACACGUCAUCGGCGGCGGGGGCUGAGGGGCAGGACUGGAAUUCGUCGCCGGCGCCGCCGAGACCCCCCAAGGAGCCGUUCGAGAGCCCCGGAACGCAAAACACGGCCAAGUCGAGCCGGAUGUCGAAAUUGAACGAGACGAGCCCGGGGCCGCAGCAGAGUUCGGAGAGCGGAUACGGGACCCUCACGGCAACCCAUCUCAGCCAUCACUCAGGCGGCAGUCCCAAGAUGGACAACCGGAACCUGAGCGCGGCGCUCGGGGUACCAACACGCAGGCCCACAGGACCUCGGGCGAUGACGCCGAAGAGCCCUGAGGAUGAAGCGGUGCGCGACGAGAGGCGUCGAAAGCGAGACACGUUUGGCACCUUUGCCAGCGAGGAGGCCGACACCUGUCGAGCGAAGCAUUCAAUGGAAGGCCUUGGCCAGAGCGGGCUGGCAAGAUUGAUCACAAGAGGCAAGGCAGCAGGCAGUCAGACAGGCAGCGAAUGGAUGAGAUGCUGUGGCGAAGAAGAAGCUGACGAGUCAACGAAGCUCAUUUGUGUUGGUUCGCCGUGUGCACCGCAUGCGCUGUAG